Messenger RNA from Nezara viridula (southern green stink bug), 237 nucleotides. The record is from the annotation of a GenBank genome assembly. Lineage: Eukaryota; Metazoa; Arthropoda; Insecta; Hemiptera; Pentatomidae.
AUGAUUUCUCUACUUUCUUAUUCAAGCAGUGCUAACGGAUGGUUAAAUGGUUUGAUCUCAAUUUCUUCACAUCAACUGUUAUUGCUGAAUUUUAAGCAGCUUCUCUCAAGAUAUCCUCAUAUAAUUCAACUGGCCAACCAAAGUGAGGCUCAUCUAAAAAUUUUAAAUUUCCUAUUGAUAUUUAAAGAUAAUAUUGUAUCUGCCUCUAACUUAUAUGACCCACACUGCAUAUUAUAA